Molecule: messenger RNA, 1284 nt
Organism: Seminavis robusta
Lineage: Eukaryota; Bacillariophyta; Bacillariophyceae; Naviculales; Naviculaceae
Source: the annotation of a GenBank genome assembly
AUGAAGAUCGUCAACACUCUUGUACCCAUCCUUAUUGGACUUGUGGGUGUCGCAACGGCUUCCACUGCCAGCGUCAACCAUCCAUCCACCAAGCUUUCCGCCAAGCAGCUCCUUCGCGGCACGGUCAACCUGACUGAUCUGCCUUCCUUGAACUUGAAGGGAGGAGAUCCAGUCCUGGGACAAGAUGAACAAGGAGACAAAGAGGAGGAACUCCCAACCAUUGCCGAGUUGGUCCAAACCCAGAAGGCAUCCAUCCACGUGGACCGCGAGGUGAACUUGAGGCACCGACUCCUGAGCAGUGCAGGGCAAAUCCGACCAGUCUUCAAAACCGGCAACUGGUGUGUUGACAGGCAUCAUGACACUCAAAACUUGUAUCUCCAAGUGUGCCACCAACACAGCAAUCAAAAGUUCACCUAUCAUGCCAGCACCCAGGAAAUCAAGGUUGACGGGCGUUGUAUGGAUGACAAUAUUGAGGAUACAGGCCGCAAUGUAUACGCCCACCCCUGUCAUGGAAAAAAGAAUCAAAAGUGGAGGACCGAUAACAAGGGCCGGAUCCAAGGCCUCCAUGAUUAUAAAUGUCUCGAUGUUACACCCGGUGGGAACCUCUACGUGAGAGGUUGUUGCAAUAACUGUGAGGGACAACGCUGGUAUGUUCCUCAGCAUUUCCCAACUACCAAUAGCGAGAUCCAUCCGGUCCUUAACUCAGCUGCGUGCUGGGAUGUUGGCGGCACCGGAAAGAAUUUGUAUGUCUACGGGAGUUGCCACAAUGGAAACAACCAGCAGUACUACUAUUCCCCUUAUUCCGAAAGAAUCUUUCUGCCCUUGGCGGAAGGGUCGGGAUGCUUGGAUGAAAACCCUGGCGAUGGAAAUGUUUAUGCUACUGGAUGCCACCAUGGUACCAACCAAAAAUGGUGGAUGGAUUCCUAUGGCAGGAUCCGCAAUCGCCGCGACACCAGCCGUUGCAUGGAACAGAAUAGUGGGGACAACAAUUUGAGAAUGGUUGGAUGCAAUGACAAUGACAAUCAGAGAUUUAUUUUUCCGCAUGGUACAUUUCCCAUUGCUACUAGUCAGGUGAAGCCUUUCUUUGAUUCGGGUAAAUGCUUGGAUAGUGGGGGAACAGACAGGAAUCUGUACCUGUCAUCAAGCUGUGGCAGUGAUAAUUUCUACCAGCAGUUUUACUUCAUGGCUCAAUCUGAGCGCAUAUACGAUGCAGCCGGAAUUGGAUGUCUUGAUGACCAAGGCAGUGGUGCCAGAAAUGUCUAUCUAAACAAAUGCCAAGAGUAA